Messenger RNA from Paraphaeosphaeria sporulosa, 913 nucleotides. RefSeq lists its product as uncharacterized. The coding region runs from base 73 to 873 and encodes 266 amino acids. The record is from RefSeq and is a predicted model, not a curated record. The transcript has a single exon. NCBI's taxonomy places the organism in Eukaryota, Fungi, Ascomycota, Dothideomycetes, Pleosporales, Didymosphaeriaceae.
UCGCCUCCACAUUUCUUUGUUAUUUUUUGUUGCGAAAAGGUAUUUGAACACUCAAAAUAACCCAUCCCAUUCAUGGAACGUGCAACAGACAUUCCUCCCCUACCUGACUCACCAACGAAACCUCCAGAAUCAGCAACUAUGUCAAUAGUCGCAGACCGGCCGGUGCCAUCCCCUUCCGAUGAGCUGUCUCCCACAUCCAGGGAGGCUCGUCCUACCGAUCCACCAACGAGCCCAGCACCGCGCCCAACGUCAUCGAGGCCAGAAGCGACGUCCGAACCAGCAGAGCCAUCGAGGUCUAACCCGCCUCCUCCACCGCUGCCGGCCCCAUCCUCAAGCGCGGAGCCAAGUGCGACACGUAGUGCGGAACCCAUAUCUACGCAGAUGACAAGCACCGCCUCUCCGACCACCUCAGGAGCGCCGCCAACAAUCACAUUAUUCGAACCAACGCCGACCACCUUCAUCACCUCACUCACAAUCUCAUAUUCGCCUUCAGCAAGCGCCACAUCAGCCGCGCCAACCAUACCCGCAAUCUCCACAAGUGGUCUCUCCACCAGCGCCAGGCUCGGCAUUGGGAUCGGUAUAGGUGCUGUUGUUGGCUUCGCACUGCUCAUGUGGCUCCUUCACUGGUUCAAUGGGCGACACCAGACCCGUCAAAAGAACAAGAAGAGGAUUCAAGAAAGCCUGGAACAUCACGCGCGGAUCAAUGCUCUCCCGUCGCAGAUGUCGCAACCGGAUUCUGUGGUGCUGAACAGGAGGGGGUCGGCAAUGUUUGGUAUUCAUCCCACUAGGUUCGGGGAUGUGGAGCAGGAGAGCGUCCAGCACUUGCAGCGGUAUCAGCCGUACUCGCGGGAGAGUGGGUACCGGGGUUGGUGAUCUAUGCAUAGAUACUUGAAGCUAUUUGAACGUGACCUCG